AUGGAUGUAGAGGAAAAGCCGCCCGCCGAGCAGGGACUGCAGCUCCUGGACAUCAGCUCCAACUCGCCUCCUUCUACUGAGCCCCGAGACGCGGAGGAGAGCAGCCAGCAGCCGGGGAAGCCUCCGUACUCGUACGUGGCUCUCAUCGCCAUGGCCAUCAAAGACAGCCAACACAAGAGACAAACCCUGAGCGGCAUCUAUCAGUACAUAGUGUCAAACUUCCCCUAUUAUGAGAAGAACAAGAAGGGUUGGCAGAACAGCAUACGGCACAACUUAUCUCUGAAUGAGUGCUUCGUCAAGGUGCCCAGGGAGAGCGGAGGGGACCGGAAGGGCAACUACUGGAUGCUGGACCCCGCGUUUGAGGACAUGUUUGAGAAGGGGAACUACCGGCGGAGGAGGAGGGUGAGGAGACCGUACAGACCCCCCAGCGUGCCUUCUUACCUGCAGCCGUACGUGAGCGGCUCCUGGAGCCUGUGCCCGCCCGGCUCGUCCCAGGCGGCCGGGUACCCACCCAUCAGCCGGAGCGCGUCCCCAAGCGGCCCGGCGAGCCCCUACUGCCAGCCCCCGCACUUCCACCACCCUCCCUACGGCGCUUACCACCGCCACCCGCCCGUGCUGGUUCCCCACAACGGGUGUCCGUACGGGGGAGUGACCCAGCCGAUGAGCCCGGACGGAGGCACCGUGUCGGUGGGCUGCAACUACCAGCAGUUCACCUCGUUCGGGCGGCAAGCGGAGGCGCAUCUACUGGACCAGUACGGGCUCUGAGGUCCAGACAUCCAGCACACACACAGUCGCAGUUCACCUGUUUCGGCAUUUCAGUGCGGCUGUGAUUUGUUCGCCAGGUAAAGCUGAUGUUAGCUUUACACCAUGAUGUAGAAUCACUGACUGUUGAUGAGCUGUUAAAUAAGCUGUUGGUUUGUGUUCAGGCUCAAGUUUGAGAAGCCAAAGAAUUACUGUCAGCUCUCUGAGGAGGACAGUGGAUUUAAAAACGAGGCCUCUUUUGUUGAAUAAUUGUUUUAAACAGGCUAAACCUCUGGAUUUUUUCCCCUUUAUUAUUAUUAAUAUUAUUGAAUAGGUCUAUGCAUUUUUUUUUACCAAGUUAUUUAUUUCUUUCCUUUGCAUGGUUUCUCUGAGCUGCUAUAAAAGUUGAUGACACUGAAGCACUGACCAGUUUUCUUAUUCGAUUCUGAAUGUUUAUUGGAUGUAAAAUACAUCACGUUUGUUUGAAAUAAAAUGUUAUUUUUGCAUCACA
This is a messenger RNA of Stegastes partitus (bicolor damselfish), 1252 nucleotides long. Its product is annotated as forkhead box protein L2-like. The coding region runs from base 1 to 765 and encodes 254 amino acids. The transcript has a single exon. Gene Ontology annotation, biological process: cell differentiation; regulation of transcription by RNA polymerase II; anatomical structure morphogenesis. Gene Ontology annotation, molecular function: DNA-binding transcription factor activity, RNA polymerase II-specific; RNA polymerase II cis-regulatory region sequence-specific DNA binding. NCBI's taxonomy places the organism in Eukaryota, Metazoa, Chordata, Actinopteri, Pomacentridae. The record is from RefSeq and is a predicted model, not a curated record.